Molecule: messenger RNA, 1079 nt
Organism: Vitis riparia (riverbank grape)
Lineage: Eukaryota; Viridiplantae; Streptophyta; Magnoliopsida; Vitales; Vitaceae
Product: dirigent protein 24-like
Exons: 1
Coding region: 5-958 (317 amino acids)
Source: RefSeq, a predicted model, not a curated record
UCAAAUGGCAAAACAUAUCUUACUCACAUCCAGAGCACUCAAGGCCACGCUCCACCUCUUGCUCCUAGCCAUUGCCCUUAGAUGUGUCCAUGCAGCUCGAAUCCUCACCGAAGAGCAUGCAGACCCUCCAGUCAUGGUGCCUGCACCUGAAGCACCUGACAUGGCUCCAGUGGCGGGCCCUGCUGCCACCAUACCAACCGCUGCAAGCCCCUUGACAACCACUACUAGCGCGACCGUGGCUGAUGAACAUCCACCCUUGUCAUUCUUCAUGCAUGACAUACUAGGCGGGUCCAAUCCUACCGCAAGGGUUGAGGCCGGGAUCAUUGCCAAUACGCAAAUCAAUGGCUUGCCUUUCACUAAAACAAAUGGUGGGGUCUUCCCUAUGAAUGGUGGUGUUCCUCUUGUCACAGCCAAUGGCGUCAUCAACAAGAAUGGCAUUACGAACAACAACAAUCUCCCAUUCCUGGCUGGACUCAAUGGCGCAUCCACCAGCACUGUGGUACAAAACAAUGGUAACAACAAUGUAGUCACCAAUGGAGACACACUUCCAUUUGUGACACCUGGCCAGCUCCCAGCAGGAGCCACUCUUCAGAAGCUGAUGUUUGGGACUAUUACAGUGAUCGAUGAUGAACUCACAGAAGGACACGAGAUCGGUUCCUCAGUUGUUGGGAGGGCACAGGGGUUCUAUUUAGCUAGCUCAUUAGAUGGGAACAGCCAAACAAUGGCAUUCACAGCAUUGUUUCAUGAGGGUGAUCAUCAUGAAGAGGACACACUCAGUUUCUUUGGGGUACAUCGCACGGCUGCACCAGAGUCUCAGAUUGCCAUUGUUGGGGGGACUGGAAAAUACGAGAAUGCAAACGGAUAUGCCUCAAUUCAGACACUUCAUCCAACCGACCAGCACACAACUGAUGGCGUUGAGACACUUCUUCAUGUCAGUGUCUUCAUCUCUGACCAGUGAUCACUAGCUAGCUCUACCAGUGCCAUCGUAGCAUGGAACCAAGCUUUGUGUGUGCAGUUUCUUUGAAUGUGAAAGUUUCUAUGACUGAAUGAAAAAAAAGAAGUCUUUUAAGCGUCUUUAA